This is a messenger RNA of Olea europaea var. sylvestris, 817 nucleotides long. Its product is annotated as DNA-directed RNA polymerases II, IV and V subunit 9A. Gene Ontology annotation, molecular function: DNA-directed RNA polymerase activity; nucleic acid binding; zinc ion binding. The transcript is spliced from 5 exons. NCBI's taxonomy places the organism in Eukaryota, Viridiplantae, Streptophyta, Magnoliopsida, Lamiales, Oleaceae. The coding region runs from base 142 to 519 and encodes 125 amino acids. Gene Ontology annotation, cellular component: RNA polymerase II, core complex. The record is from RefSeq and is a predicted model, not a curated record. Gene Ontology annotation, biological process: transcription initiation at RNA polymerase II promoter; transcription-coupled nucleotide-excision repair; maintenance of transcriptional fidelity during transcription elongation by RNA polymerase II.
UAAAACAAACGGGCAAAAUAUGCACUCUACCAUCCCCAAAUUACCAGCAAAAGCAAAGCACGGGGUUUCUGCGGGGGGGAGAGAGAGAGGAAGAUCAAACUCAUAACAAGCGAUUACUUGUAAAUCUGCUAAGUUUCCAAGAUGAGUACCAUGAAGUUUUGUCGGGAAUGUAACAACAUAUUGUACCCGAGGGAAGACAAGGAACAGAAAAUCCUCCUCUAUGCGUGUCGCAAUUGUGAUCAUCAGAAAAAUGGUUCGUACACGGAAGGUAGAUCUUUGAGGCCUUGGGCACCAUGCUUUUGGAACGGAAAUGAGAUACACCAUUCUGCUGGGGAGCGCACCCAGGUCUUGCAGGACGUAGCUGCAGAUCCUACUCUUCCCCGUACAAAAGCAGUUCGUUGUUCCAAUUGUGGUCAUGGAGAAGCUGUUUUCUUUCAGGCAACGGCUAGGGGAGAAGAAGGCAUGACUCUGUUCUUCGUUUGCUGCAACCCAAACUGUGGUCACCGCUGGAGGGAUUGAAAUUGUAAACGGUGAAAACCUACUCUUGAUAACUUGGGCAACAUCAACUUGGAAAUAUUAUGUGGAUGGUUAAUGGGAAAUGUUAAAUAUUAUGGAAAUCGUUGUCAUUGUUACUGAAGCUAUUCGACUUACCUUUCUUUGAAUUGAGCGUUUUCUAGAAAAUAUUGUUAUUUUGUCUCUAAACAUCAUAGCAAUGCACCUUACACCAAGGAGUUAAAUGUUUUAUCGGUCACUUUAACUUGUAUCUACAUCACAUCUUACUUAUUGAAAUUUAAAAUGCUUUGCAGUGGUCUUUAAA